This is a messenger RNA of Ostrea edulis (European flat oyster), 1393 nucleotides long. RefSeq names its product splicing factor 3B subunit 4-like. The record is from RefSeq and is a predicted model, not a curated record. Lineage: Eukaryota; Metazoa; Mollusca; Bivalvia; Ostreida; Ostreidae. The transcript has 3 exons. The coding region runs from base 140 to 883 and encodes 247 amino acids.
UAGCAUAUGAUGUCUAUACUUGACAAUUGACGACAUUGGUUAUCGUUGAUGUUUCCUUUUACGGAGUAUAUAUAGAAGCUUUCGUACGUACAUACUUAGGUAAAACAUUGAUCCCUUGCAUACAGUACGCUACACAGGAAUGCUUCUCUGGAUAGUCUUUACCGCGUGUUUUCUGGCGGAAGUGUUUAGCCAACAUGCUGGACACAGUCACAAUCAUGAUCACGGACACAGCGCUCACGGAGGUCACGGUGUUGACCCGUGGGACAUAAGACCAGUGGACCAAGGACCGGGUUUAGGUGAGGUUCACAGGGAUACAAGGUUCACACCUGGGCGGGCGGGCCUACCCGCCCCCAGGAACCCAUUGAGGAUCCCGCCGGGUCCCAGAAAUCCAUUGAGGAUCCCGCCGGGUCCCAGGGGUCCACUGAGGACACAUCGUCCCUCACAUAGACCACUAGACGGGCUGGAUACUCUACGUGACCAUUUCAACAGAGGCCUGCCAAAUCAUGGUGUCCCACCCCAUAACGACCAUCCACUUGUUCCGGAUCCUUUCCCAGUUCUGCCAAAUGUACAUCCUUACCCAGACCCACAUGUACCUGUUAGGCCGUUAGUCGACCCCCACUACCCGAUUGAUGUAAAUCCUAGAAAGUAUGGAAAAAGACCCGACAGGUAUGGAAGGCGUUCGAGAAAAAACAAAAAGAACAAGAGAAAGCUGGAAAAGAAAAUUAGGAAGGCACUGAAGAAACAGAAAAAGAUGCAAAAGAAGAAGCAAAAGAAGGCACUGAGAAAACAUUUAAAGAAGCAAAGAAAGAUAAAGAAGGCAAAAAUGCGAUUAGAAAAACAUGCAAGGGAGUUAAGGAGAUUACAAAAAGGAUACGGAAAGUAAAGAUAUGGCAGAAUAAAUGGCCUCAGGAUGUUCUACAAAUUCCUUGAAUGAUGUGUGACUGUAAUUUGGUUCUUGUUGAUUUCAUUAACCGGUUGAACCAAAGAUGCCUCCGAAAAGAAAUCCGUUCUUCCACGUGUUAAUCUUCGUGCGUUUCUUCCACAUGUCAAUUUUCUCCCUGUGAUUUUCAAUUUUAUAAGGAGAGUGUUCUAAGUGAUGUGAAACUUUUAACACGACGAAUCAAAAGGAUAGUGUGUCUUUUUAUGCAUGAAUGAAGAUACUAGCUACCUCUUCAUCAAUAAUCCAGAGAUACCCGUCAAUUUCAAAACUGUAAUUUCUAUUAAGACAAUGGAAAAUCAUCAUGAAAUGUGUUUAUAUCAGAAACUAGUUCAUUUAUCUUCAUUUUAUUCAAUAUAUGUAUAUAAAUUCAUGGUGAUAUAAUAUCGUCUUUCAUUACUUCAUUUUGUUCAUUAGAUAAUUAAAUAAUGGUUAAAUAAAAUAUUCUUCAGAGUU